AUGGCAUUGAAACUGAGAGUCACUUCCGUUUCGUCGCCGUUUUUUCAACUAGGUUCCACUGCCUCUGGAUUCUCACUCUCUCAACCAUGCUCUAUUUCCAAACAUCCUCUGCGUUUCAGCCUCAAUACAAGCAGAAAGUGCUCACACCCAACAAGAUUCGUCAUUAGAGCUGCUAGAAUUGAGUCUAAAUCUGUCACCUUGGGUUUCAGAGCCCCUCAAUUUCAGCUUCCAGAGCCUCUUACUGGGAAGGUUUGGACAUUGGAAGAUUUUGAGGCUCAUCCAGCUCUAUUGGUUAUGUUUAUAUGCAACCACUGUCCGUUUGUUAAGUACCUGAAGAAAGACAUUGUAAAGCUUACUAAAUUCUAUAUGAAGAAAGGACUCGCUGUUGUUGCUAUAUCUUCAAAUUCUGCAGUUACACACCCCCAGGAUGGACCAGAAUUUAUGGCAGAAGAUGCUAAAUUGUUUGGUUAUCCUUUCCCAUACCUAUACGAUGAGUCACAGGAAGUUGCACGAGAUUUUGGAGCAGUUUGUACACCAGAAUUUUACCUUUUCAAAAAGGAUGGUCGAAGGCCGUUUGAGCUGGUUUAUCAUGGUCAGUUUGAUGAUUCAAGGCCUAGUAAUAAGAACAUACCAGUAACUGGAAGAGACUUGAGCUUGGCGAUAGAUCGUGUUCUGAGUGGUCAGCUAGUACCAUCCGAGCAAAAACCCAGUGUUGGAUGCAGCAUAAAGUGGCACCCAUGA
Lathyrus sativus (Indian pea) is the source of this 741-nucleotide messenger RNA. NCBI's taxonomy places the organism in Eukaryota, Viridiplantae, Streptophyta, Magnoliopsida, Fabales, Fabaceae. The record is from the annotation of a GenBank genome assembly.